Messenger RNA from Talaromyces rugulosus, 1752 nucleotides. RefSeq lists its product as uncharacterized. Lineage: Eukaryota; Fungi; Ascomycota; Eurotiomycetes; Eurotiales; Trichocomaceae. The record is from RefSeq and is a predicted model, not a curated record. Gene Ontology annotation, biological process: glycolipid translocation; dolichol-linked oligosaccharide biosynthetic process. Bases 1 to 1752 code for a protein of 583 amino acids. The transcript is spliced from 2 exons. Gene Ontology annotation, cellular component: endoplasmic reticulum membrane.
AUGGUCGAGGGUAAAAAUAGCCGCCUAGCUGCACAACAACCACAAGUGUCAGCAGCCCGAGGGACGAGCUAUCUGAUAUUGAUCCAAGUGGUAUCGCGAGUGUUGACAUUUGCUUCAAAUCAGCUAGUCUUGCGUCGCUUGUCUCCUGAGGUCUUUGGGGUAGCGACACAAUUGGAGUUGUAUUACAUCACGGUUCUGUUCUUCUCCAGGGAGUGUCUGCGUGCUGCUAUCCAACGAGAGCCACUAGCUAGGUCCUCCGCGGACGUAUCAGAAAAGAAAAAUCCUUCGUCGAAAGAUGAUAAACAAGCUAGUGAGCAAGAGCGAGAGCACGCUCAGGAUGUCUCCCGUUCAUCUCAAACGGUGGUCAACAUGUCCUACCUUGCAAUAGCUCUCGGUAUUCUAUUGUCAGGCUUCCUAGGAAUUUGUUACCAUUUGUGGGCAACGACAGAGACCGCAUCGGUACCGUUUUUUUACCAAAGCGUACAGCUAGUUGGAUUCUCCUGUAUCAUCGAACUUGGGACCGAACCUUUCUUCGCAGUCGUCCUGCAGCGGAUGCUUUACAAGGAAAGGGCUGCAGUAGAAAUGACGGCAGCUUUUGCUCGGAGCUUGGCGACCUGUGGGUUUACCAUUUGGGCUUCUUGGAAAGGCUGGUAUACAGGUGUCUUGCCGUUUGGUCUGGGCUAUUUAGCAUUUGCUUGUGCUUUGCUGUCUGGAUACAGUUGGCAAAUGUUGAUGCGUGACAAGACACGGGCGUUUUCAUUCUGGCUUACCCCAAUUCAAUCACGGUACGAAGACAUUUUCAUCGUGGGUAUUCUCUAUACUAAAUAUAAAAACAGAUCUGGAUCGCAAUAUCUAUUCGAUAGGUUCUCUCGUCGCUUGGUUUGGCUAGGUGCCAACAUGUAUCUUCAAUCAAUCGUGAAGCAUUUCCUCACUCAGGGAGAUUCCAUGAUCCUAGCUGCUUUCUCCACUUUGGAAGACCAGGGUAUAUAUGCCUUGGCGUCCAAUUAUGGUGGUCUCGUCGCCCGCAUGGUUUUUCAGCCCAUUGAAGAGAGCUGUCGGAAUAUCUGGACUGGCCAACUCAACACGACGGACAAAGACAGCCGCAGCCACAAGACCUACGUUGAAGCUGCCAAAUCCCAGUUGGUUAAUGUGAUGCGAACGUACUCCAUCUUUGCUAUCCUCGCCUUGUCCAUCGGGCCCAGUACUAUUCCCAUCUUCUUGCGGUUUUUAAUUGGAUCUCGCUGGAUGUCGCCAAAGGUUCAAGAAUUACUAUCGACAUACUGUUGCUAUAUCCCGUUUUUAGCAUUCAACGGUAUCACAGAAGCGUUCGUGUCGGCCUCAGCCAGUCCUUCGGAUAUGCGAAGGCACGCCGUGUGGCUGAGCGUCUUUUCUGCUUGCUUCUGCCUAGUCUCCUUCCUCUUAUUGAACGUUGUGGACUCUGGCGCAGUUGGCUUGGUCUGGGCCAACGUCAUCAACAUGUCGAUCAGGACAAUAUGGAGCUUUUUUUACAUUCGAAAGUAUCUGCGACAGAACAACUCGGACUUGCAGGUUUCCGAAUUUAGUCCGAAACUUCAAACGUUUGGCGUAUUGGUUCUUGCAGCAUCUCGAAGAGCGGUUGAGCCCAGUCCAUCGUACGACGACUUGUUUUACAAUAUUUUUGUGCUUGGGUUUGCAGCAGUUUGUGGUAUAAUGACUCUCUUUUCGGAACGGGCAUUCAUUCUAGCGCAGUAUAAAAGCUAUUUUCGUGCUUGA